Molecule: messenger RNA, 1451 nt
Organism: Cydia fagiglandana
Lineage: Eukaryota; Metazoa; Arthropoda; Insecta; Lepidoptera; Tortricidae
Product: globin-like
Exons: 4
Coding region: 224-727 (167 amino acids)
Biological process (GO): oxygen transport; response to hypoxia
Molecular function (GO): oxygen binding; oxygen carrier activity; heme binding
Source: RefSeq, a predicted model, not a curated record
AACUGUUAUUGCACUCGGCACCCAGCAUUCAUUUCCCAUGAAUGACGAGACAGUGGCAGAUCGCUUAUAAGUGUCUGAGUCCAGUGUGUAGCAAAACAAACAGCUGACUUCAGUACACGUGUAACAGUUGACCGCAGUGCGCGCGCGACCACAGACCUUGCCAAUAACCGCGUAAACUUUUCGAAACACGGUGCGGAAGUUUGAACGAUCGCCAGUUGAGACGAUGGGCAGUUGGUUGAGCCACCUGUGGUGGGGCGGGGAUCCAGAUGCGGUGAACUCGCUCUCAGGGCUGACCCGGCGAGAGGUGUAUGCCGUGCAACGCUCUUGGGCGCCCGUCUUCGCUAACUCAGUUGCAAAUGGAUCAGAACUUCUCAAAAGGCUAUUCCGCGCGUAUCCCGAAACGCGCGAUUUUUUCAAAAUGGUCCGAAAGCUGCCGGAACCCGAAUACGAGUCCAACAUGCAAUUCAGAGCGCACGUUAUCAACUUGAUGAACUCUAUCGAUCUGGCGGUGGGACACAUGAACCAGCCAGACAUGGUCGCAGCCAUGAUGGGAAAAAUAGGAGAGUCUCACAUGAAGAGGAAGAUCAGUGAGCGACAGUUUUUAGAACUGAAAGAGGUGCUAAUAAAAAUGUUUAUUGAAAUACUUAAAUUGGAUGACAUGACAUUAGGCGCCUGGUCCAAAACCGUAGAUUUUUGGUACAAACACAUAUUCGCAGGCCUAAAUUGAUCUUAUUUAAUAGAAUGAGUUGUGUGUAUUAUUUUAGAUUACACAGAUGAUAGUGACUAGAAUCCAGUGAUAUGAUAGUAAAGCAAGUAAAGCAGAGGCGAUAUUUUCUAUUUUUUUUUAAAUUAUACCAUAUUAUUAUAUCUAUGUAAGGUAAAAGUCCUAGUGGUCGACAUGCUAAUGCUCAAUAGUAAGAGAGCUUCACUAGUCGUUUCUACAAUGUUAGUACCUAACUGUUAUUGUAACAGUUACUUAUAUUUUAUGAAAUAGUUAUAAAUGGGAACAACAUAUACUAAAAAUUAAAUAAUACUCGGGAAACUUGUCACUAAAAUUAAAAUUAAAUUUUAAAAAAGGCUCCCGAGGCUGCCUUCAUGCGUUAUGGUGCCCAGAAGGCUGGCAGCUUUACCUGUAACUGCCAGCCCUCUGACCAGAGGCUGUGCCAUAUAGAUACCUUAGUCCGAGUUUCUACACCAAAGUCGCAAAUAUGUUAUGUAGCCCCGCCGAGGACAUCAUAUUUACGCCGUUUGUUCUGCUAUCAUAUCAUAUUGUAAUAAUGUGUGUACGUUAUGGCUGUUUGUAAAAUUAAGGUAGAUUUAACAGUAUUUUAAUCGAUGACCAAUGAAUAUAUAGGUACCUACCUAAGUAUUUUGUUAAAUUAGGGUUUUGUAUUUUGCUAUUUUUAUAAAAUUGCAACAAUAGAUACAAAUAAAAUAAUUUAAUAGUGAAA